UCUAAAACAGCGGGGGUUAACCUGCGACGCCAUUUUCCGCCAUUUCCAACAAAAGAGUAAAGUGAGUGUCGGCAUUUUUAAAACGCAUUAAGAUGGCAGGAAUAAAUUCAGACUAUAUCAAUGAAUUGAAGAAUGAACUUGGACAAGUGGAACAAUUGAAAUUGGUGCAAACAGCUCGUGUAUUAACAGAAGAAAUAAAGAAAGCAGAAGGUGGAAGUAAGAAAGUGAUUCCUACAGUGGAAGCUCACCAUAACAGACCACAGGGAGUAGCUGUCAAAGUCAAAAUUCCUCAGAAUGAGUACCCCAAAUUUAAUUUUGUUGGAAAACUAUUGGGCCCAAAAGGUAUGUCACUUAAGAGGUUACAAGAAGAAACAGGGACAAAGAUGUCAAUUCUUGGAAGAGGGUCAAUGCGAGACAAGGCAAAGGAAGAUGAACUUAAGAAAGAGGGUGGAAAAUAUGCCCAUUUAAAUGAAGAGCUGCAUGUCCUUGUUGAAGUAUACAGUGAAAUUUCAGAUGCUUAUGCCAGACUCUCCCAUGCAUUAUCAGAACUUACUAAAUUUUUAUCACCGGAAUACAAUGAUGAAAUACACCAGCAACAGAUGGAAGAAAUGAUGUAUCUGAAUGGAGAGAAAGCCCCGGGAGCAGGUACACCUGGUGCAGGUGGACGAGGGAGGGGAAGAGGUGGUCCAGGGGCCGGGGGAAGAGGAGGUCUCCUCACCUCACCUGCUGGAAGAGGAGCACCCCCACCCAGAGGAGCACCUGCAAGAGGUGCCCCACGUGGUGUCCCAGCCCCUCGAGGAGCCCCCGCAGGACGGGGUAGACCAGCACCCCCACCACCACCUCGUACAGAAGCCUACGAGGACUACAGCACUCAGGCUUAUGAAGAUCCAUAUGCAGAUCCCUAUGCUAGAGACCCAUACGCAGAAACAAGCUAUGCUGCAGGAGAUACACAGUACUUUGACUAUGGACAUGGCUCAAGUGCACAAGGAUAUGAUGAUGGGUAUGCCAAAGAGAGUGGAUGGUCCGCAGGAGGCAGUUCCUUUAAAGCCCCACCAGCACCCCGAGGGGGGCGUGGACGUCCCCACCCCUAUGCCAGUACACGAGGAGGCUAUUAAGUGCACCCAUUGCCCACUGAUGCUAACUCUUUUAUCGCUCAUAUUUCACACAUCAUGUUUACAUAGGUACUUUGUUACCUUACAGAAUAGACUAAAUUAAUGUAGCCCUACUGAAUGAUCUGAAGGAAACUCAUAAGAUUCAAAUCCCUACUUUGAACAUCAAAUUUAAAAUCCCAUGAUUGUUUUCAGUUUUAAAUGGCUACAAAAGUUGUAUUCUCUUCGCAGUUCGUUGAUGUCAAAGAAGGCAAAUUAAAAUGUGUUGUAAACCUGUGGUACCUGUAUAAAAAAAAAACUUAAUUGUGUUCACUGAACUUAGUUUACUUGUCAGUGUAGUAUAAAAUAAAUUCCAAAAAAAGAUAUUGAAAAAAUGUUUUUAUCUCUAAAAAAAAAAAAUCCAAUGUCUCAGCAAACAUUUGUAUGCAAAACCAGUGUAUAUGCACCAAAAGAAAAAAAAAACGAACAAAAAACUAAAGAUAGGAAUAAAUAAUAUGCGUGCAUUAACAUAAUUGUUAAAAUUCAAUGUCAUAAGUGUAUAUUGUAAAGUUGAAUGUUAAAGAUAAAUCUUAAAAACCUUAAUGUCUUUAAAUAAUUCAGGUGUAUGGAUUAGUAAACUAAACCCCAUGCAUAACUAUAUCUGAGGCAUUGGAUUUGUUUGUUUGUAUUCUGUGUAUUAACAAAAAUAACUUAAUUUUACAGACAAGACAGAGCAGACUUUAUUAUUAUUGUACAGAAAACUUAGUUAAAGCAAAGUUGA
Molecule: messenger RNA, 1869 nt
Organism: Saccostrea cuccullata (small rock oyster)
Lineage: Eukaryota; Metazoa; Mollusca; Bivalvia; Ostreida; Ostreidae
Product: KH domain-containing, RNA-binding, signal transduction-associated protein 2-like
Exons: 9
Coding region: 93-1115 (340 amino acids)
Biological process (GO): regulation of alternative mRNA splicing, via spliceosome
Cellular component (GO): nucleus
Molecular function (GO): mRNA binding
Source: RefSeq, a predicted model, not a curated record